Molecule: messenger RNA, 201 nt
Organism: Clonostachys rhizophaga
Lineage: Eukaryota; Fungi; Ascomycota; Sordariomycetes; Hypocreales; Bionectriaceae
Source: the annotation of a GenBank genome assembly
AUGCCACUCGAUAACCUCGGGUCGCUCUUCAUUAGCCAUGCCGUCUUCCUCAUCCACAUCGUCUACUGCACCAUCGCCUUCACCCACGUCGAGCCUAGCGCGCUCUUCGUCCUCUACUGCAUCGUCAAGGUGCUCGGCCAGCGCGGCGAGGAUUUCGACCAGGAGACCGCUUGGCCGCCUCGCUCGCCUAGAUGGCUUUGA